CACUCUGUGUCUAUCUUCAGAUACAGGGUGACGGUUGCAGGCAGAUGAUGAUAGAAGACACAGUGUUUAAUGUGUGCGAGUCGAUCGCGUCCACUGUUGUGCUUUGAGCGAGGCGGGAGCUGCGUCAGUCCCACGUUAAGCUGUGGAGGAGCCGGAUCUCGGGCCGGUGUCGGUGUCGGGGAGCGGAGCGGCGGUGGUGGCCAUGGUGUCCUGGAUGAUAUCCCGGCUGGUGGUGCUAAUAUUUGGCACUCUAUACCCUGCGUACUCUUCCUACAAGGCAGUCAAAACAAAAAAUGUUAAGGAAUAUGUGAAGUGGAUGAUGUACUGGAUUGUUUUUGCAUUUUUUACCACAGUGGAGACUCUCACCGAUAUCAUCCUAUCAUGGUUUCCAUUUUACUUUGAGCUGAAGAUGGCUUUCGUUAUUUGGUUACUGUCUCCAUAUACAAAGGGCUCCAGCGUUCUGUACAGAAAGUUUGUCCACCCGACCUUGUCCAGCAAAGAGAAGGAGAUUGAUGAGUACAUAAGCCAAGCCAAAGAUCGCAGCUAUCAGACCAUGAUGCGGUUUGGGAAACGUGGACUGAAUCUCGCUGCCAACGUUGCAGUAACGGCUGCAGCCAAGGGACAAGGAGUGCUCUCAGACAGACUGCGGAGUUUCAGCAUGCAGGACCUCACCUUGCUCAGAGAUGAAGACUCGAUCCACCUUCGCAGCACUGACCCCCAGAUGAAAACAUCCAGCAGCAAUAUUCUGGAAACGAUAAGUGAUUCCGACACACACCGGCUUCUUUCAGGUGAAGAUGUAGGAAAUACUCAAGCUCAGAAGUCAGAUGGAGAACAGCCAGAUGUGAAACUUGAACAAGCAGAUGAAGAAAUCAUGGAUAAAGUCCCAAAACGCACUCAGAGCCUUAAAAGCAAUAAACAAAAAUUGCAGCGUUUGGAGCCACAAUCAAAGAGUGUAAAGUUGCGUGUAAAGAAGAAGGCCAGCAGUCACACUGAGUCUGCAUGAAGCAGAUCCAGUGAGGAGGAAGCCAUACAGAGUGCCACAGCCUCAGUCUUUCACACAUUUGAGUCUUGCUUGAAGCUGAGAAACUGUGAAAGCAUAAAGGAGAAGCUGUACCUUGUAAAUAGGCGCUUUGGCCCUGUGUCUUUAGCAGGUAUGGGCAAUGCAGUCGUCACCACAACACAGUAACAUUCAAGCUGUUGUUGAGGGACUUGACCAAGUAAUCUUGCUCAGUGUUAUAUAAGCAUUUCAUCAAUAGUAUUCAAGAUGAAGUUCCGCCAAAAUAUCGCCAAGGAAAUGUUAAGCUAUAUUUAGGUUUGCGCUCAUCACUAUUUUUCAUUGGAUUAUUUUUUGGCUUUUUUGAAUCCCAAUUAGCUUUCCUUUAUGUUGAAUGUGAAACCAGAACAUCAGAAUAUAGUCCAUUCAUUUAAAUAGAAAUACAUUGAAUAAUAGCUUACAUUCCAAAUAGUUGGGCAGUGUUUGCCUGGAUUUGGCAGUUGACCCACAGUCUACAGCUUGUGCCAAUUCAGUCUUCAGAUCAACCAAAUAGCUGUGGUUUACCUCCACUUGCAUUGACAAUAGACAAUAGACAAUAGGUGCAGGAGUAGGCCCAUCGGCCCUUCGAGCUGCAGACACGGUCAGUUUGGCUGAGGUGCCUUGUGAUGUGACUACAAUUUUCAGCAAUCAGGAAAUCUUGUAUAAACUAAAGAUGUGAAAAUUACGUUUUAAAGCUUGGUAUGUUUUCAAAUCUUAGUUCUGUUCCCUAAAUAUUCACCAACUAUCACGGAAAAUAAAGGAAAUAUGUUUUAUGAAUUAAUUAGAUUGAGAAUGUAUUGGCAACUUUAGAUGUCAACUGGUAGCAUGUUCACUGUGUUCAGAGACAAAAACUACGCACUGGAAAAUGAUUUUGAUCAGGAAAACUAUGUGGCAAGAGUGAAAAUGCAUGCGUCCUUAGCAUCCUACAUAAUGGAGAAAGGUGGGUGAAGCAUUUAAUCAAUGACAUUACAGUGGAAAUGAAUGUGAGGGGAUUUGUUGCAUUGGAAAUAUAUACAAUGAUUGUAAACAGUAAGUGCUUUGGGGUUUUCAAUAGAGGAAGUGAAUGGAAAGUGGUGCAAGAAAUCUAUCCAGCUGGAGUGAUGAGAAAGGGUUUCUUCCUUUGGAGUUUACAUCUGUGGAGAGCUGGGCUUUUGUUGGGUGAAAUUCCAUCAAGUGGACGAGGGGCAGAGACUUGGUUUGUGAAAAGAUACUGCUUACUGCAUGGGAUUCUGAAUCAGGGUAUUGGAAUUGGUUAUAUUUAAUUAAUAGAACUAUGGAACCUGGGAUUCUGUAAUGGAAUCCAUUUACAUUAUGUCUGCUUGUGGAUGCAACUGCUAUCAGAGAUCCAGGUUCAUAUGAUCUAACUGCAACCUGUUCUGGUGUCAGCUUGGCUUUUGUAUGCACUAAAAGUAGCUGAGGUAGAAUUUUCUAAUUAUUCUACGGACAUUUAGGGUCUGAAUAUUAUUACCACAUUGUUUUUCAAAGUUACUGUAGAUUACAGGUGAUAACCAGUAAAUAGUACUUUAGUCAGUUUCUGAUGUUUCUAAAAACCAUGUGAGGCAACUGAUUUAGAAACUUCAAAGUAAAAUGAAUCAGAUGCUAAAUGCUUGCUGUUUUUUUUAAUAACAUGUAGCAUGAUGUUUAGUUAUAGUUCAUGUUUUAGUAUUUGCCAGAAGGAACAUUUAGUGGACUGAGGUGAUGUGCCAUGAAUGACAAUGAUAGUGAUGUAGGAGAUGAAGUUGUGUUAACACAUGUGAUAUAAUUAUAACAUAGAUAUUUUUGCAAAUGGAUGUGCUGUACAUGAUGUACCAGUCUGAACAAGUGCACUGUAUAACUGUUAAUACACUGAAUAAAAGGCUUUAGCCAUCUGUACUG
Messenger RNA from Amblyraja radiata (thorny skate), 2908 nucleotides. RefSeq names its product receptor expression-enhancing protein 2. The record is from RefSeq and is a predicted model, not a curated record. Gene Ontology annotation, molecular function: taste receptor binding; microtubule binding. The transcript has 9 exons. Bases 203 to 1003 code for a protein of 266 amino acids. Gene Ontology annotation, cellular component: endoplasmic reticulum tubular network; endoplasmic reticulum membrane; cytoplasmic microtubule. Gene Ontology annotation, biological process: endoplasmic reticulum tubular network organization. NCBI's taxonomy places the organism in Eukaryota, Metazoa, Chordata, Chondrichthyes, Rajiformes, Rajidae.